This is a messenger RNA of Lingula anatina, 576 nucleotides long. Its product is annotated as von Willebrand factor D and EGF domain-containing protein-like. NCBI's taxonomy places the organism in Eukaryota, Metazoa, Brachiopoda, Lingulata, Lingulida, Lingulidae. Gene Ontology annotation, molecular function: calcium ion binding. The record is from RefSeq and is a predicted model, not a curated record.
AUGUUUAGAUUCUGUUUCAUUAACAUUUCUACUAUUCCAGACGUAAACGAGUGCACCGAUCCAGGAGUGUGUCCAGGUCAACACUGUGUUAACUUGGAGGGUUCCUUCCGGUGCCAAGACUGUCCCAUUGGGUACUCUUCUCCUGGCUGCAAGGAUCGUGACUGCCCACCGCAGUUCCAGAAAGUGGGAACAAAGUGCAUUUACAUUUCGUCGGCCAAGGCGAAUUUCCAGGAUGCCAAUGCCAAGUGUCGUGAUCUCGGCAAAGGAUUUGGCCACCUUACUAUUAUAGAAGACAAGCUUCUGUAUAAGAGAUUGACCAACCAGAUGGCUUUGGAACUAAAUUAUUGGAUAGGAAUCCGCAGUGAAGCCGACGGUUCACUGAAGUACGUAGACGGUAGACCAAUGCAAACCAACGCCUACAAUGAAUGGGAAACUUCCCCUAAGGCUAAUCCCAGCAUGCAGUGCGCAAUGAUGUCCGGCCCAAAGGACUUUGUGUGGAUCAUGCGCAACUGCGAUGAAUCGUUGCCCUUUGCUUGUGAGGCACCAAUGAAGAACAACCAACCUUUGAUUGGUUAA